ACGGAGGCCACACGCGUCACGCGGCGGCGACGAGCACGCGACUGCCUGCCACCUCCUCAAGGUUCCACACAAGACGCCCAAGGAAGGCCGGGAAACUCGUAGAAAUGGAGUCGUUAUUUGGAAAGGCAGUGGAGGUCACGCUGAAAAACUGGAAUCCUCUACAGUUUGCUGUAAGCCAGCAGAUGGGAGGCCACGACAGUAUAGCAAAAAGAGACUGGUUCCCUUCAGUUGUUGAAGACUUUUUCUAUAAAAAUGAGGAUCUUGACCCUGAUGAAGUAGCAGACUUCAUUGCUACUAUAAUGGACUCGGAAUUUAACACUUUAGUUGAAGAUGACUCAGAUCUAGAGGUUGCCACAGUUCUAUGCCGCUUUUAUCGAUUGAAUGAAGCUGGGGAAAAAGAGAAAAUUCAAGAGGAGCUGGAAAAGAUGCCAAAAUAUAACCUUGAUUCAUGCGUGGUUCAAGAUACAGAGAAUGAAACAGAGGACGAUGCCCAUGAGAUGGUGACAGAGCAACUGACAGAGCUGCAGCUGCAUGAAAACGGUGGCAACAUUGGCGAUGACAGUGGCCAAGGGGAACGGGAGCUGACGGAGCUGGAGAAGCAGCAGUUGCAGGAUGAGGCUGAUGGCUGGACGGUGCAAAGGAAAGGGAGGAAGAGGCGGUAGUGCGCCUCGGGUUGUAAAAUAAAGAAAUCUCAAAAU
Molecule: messenger RNA, 698 nt
Organism: Penaeus indicus
Lineage: Eukaryota; Metazoa; Arthropoda; Malacostraca; Decapoda; Penaeidae
Product: pre-rRNA-processing protein TSR2 homolog
Exons: 5
Coding region: 105-662 (185 amino acids)
Biological process (GO): maturation of SSU-rRNA from tricistronic rRNA transcript (SSU-rRNA, 5.8S rRNA, LSU-rRNA)
Cellular component (GO): nucleus
Source: RefSeq, a predicted model, not a curated record